Molecule: messenger RNA, 2118 nt
Organism: Triticum turgidum subsp. durum (durum wheat)
Lineage: Eukaryota; Viridiplantae; Streptophyta; Magnoliopsida; Poales; Poaceae
Source: the annotation of a GenBank genome assembly
AUGGCGGCGGCGGCGGCGGACUUCACGCAGAGCAAGCAGGCCAUGUCGUACGCGCUCUGCAAGCACCUGAACCUCGAUCCGAAUAGCAUAUCCAGUACACUUGUCAAGGAGAAUGAUAUUGCGAGCCUAUUCUCACAUAUCGUGACCUCACCGCAGGAUGAGGUCAAGAAGUGGGUUGAGUUCUCCAGCAAUUUUGUUCUAACUGAUGGAGAACAGCAUGCAUUACUUGGUAAUUUGAAUCAACAUUUGUCCCAGAUGUCGGUACUAUUAGCUGGUUUCAAACCAUCAGCGGCGGACAUUAUUGUGUUUGCAACCGUGCAUGUUUUCAUGUGUCAUCUUAGUGACAGUGAGUUGCAGAAAUAUCCAAAUAUAUUGCGGUGGAUGGACUACAUUCAGAAUGUUGUUGAUUUUGGUACGAUGCUGCAAAAGAUAAACUUGACCAAAUCUAUCUUCAACCCACCUGCACCUGCACCUUCUCACCCAAAGAAAGCUGAUAAAGGAGAUGGUGAACCAAAUUCCAAGAAAGCUGUUGCAGGACAGAAGGUUGCGGAUAAGUCAGAUGGAGCUGCUGACUCCAAAAAGGCUGCAGGGGAGAAUAAGAUCCCUGGGGAUAAGGCAAAUCCUACUUCUGCCAAAAACAACAAACCUUCUGGGGAUAAAAAGAAAGUCCAAGAGAAAACUGCCGGCAAAGCAACAGAGGCAGCUGCAGAUAAAGCUCCACAGAAAAGUGCAGAAAAGGAUUCUGAGUGCAGUGUUAGUAUCCUGAAUAUACAGGUCGGCGUUAUUCGCAAAGCAUGGAAGCACCCAUCAGCUGACAGUCUUCUGGUGGAGGAGAUAGAUUUGGGAGAUGGCAAUGUACGUCAAGUUGUUAGUGGUCUUGCGAAGUUCUUCAGCCCAGAUGAACUUGUUAAUCGCCAUGUUGUCUUGAUCACGAAUGUGAAGCCUGGGAAGCUGCGGGAUGUAAUGUCUGCUGGAUUGGUCUUGUGUGCUUCAAAUAAAGAUCAUACAGUCGUGGAGCCUUUGAUUCCUCCGGAAGGAGCCAAGCUUGGAGAGCGCAUUUCUUUUGCUGGGUUUGAUGGGAAGCCAGAAGAUGUUCUAAACCCAAAGAAGAAACAGUUGGACAAGAUAACACCGCAUCUCCGUACCGACGAGAAUGGAAUUGCAACAUUCCGAGGGGUACCAUUCACUACAUCAGCUGGUCCAUAUGAAGAUGUCACUGAGAUCGGAGAGGAAAUGUUUGAAGCGGGAGGUGGUGCUCGAAGGCCAAUUCGCACGGCGAACUACACGGAGGUUGAGGAUGUCCUCUUGGUCAAGCCUUGGUCGCAAGUGGGCUUGGAUGCGGUCACCGGCACCGAUCAAACCGGGAAACGUUAUUGGCAACGCAUUGAGGACAAGUAUUGUAAGAUGAAACCCAAGAUUGCCACAUUGAGAGCUCAUUCUUACCGAUCGCUUCAAGGCCGGUGGGAGUUGAUGAAACCCGCUUGUGCUCGUUGGAGUGCGACUAUGGAUCAAGUGAGGGAUCAACCCCCAAGUGGCUGUGUUGAGAGUGAUUAUGAGAAAUAUGCCGACUUGAGGUACAAGGACAUGGCCGGUUCCAAGGGCAAAUCCUUCCCAUUCAUGCAUUGUUGGGCAUUGCUCCAACAUCUUGACAAAUGGAAAUUGAGGGAUCAAGAGAGUGCAUCGAAAAAAUCGGAUAUGCUAAAAAUGGAUGAUAGUGAUGAAGAAGGAAGAAACCAUGACAAGCCCGGGGGAACCAAGAAGGCAAAAGAGAGGAUGAAGAUGGAAGCGGAGGCAUCAAGUCAAAAGGUGAAACUUGCACAAUUGGAAGUAAAGGCGAGAAAUGCCAAGCGCAAGGCCGACAUGGAGGAGAGGAUGAUCAAGCUCAAGGAAGCAAAAGCAUGGAAGGAGCUCAUGGCUGAGGAGAAGGAGCACAUGAUGAUGUCUAGAAAGGACAUGGAUGAAGAGCAAUUGGCGUGGUGGAAGGAGUACAAGGAGAACAUCGCCGAGAGGAAGAGGCUACUGCAUGGUGCUGGUGGUGGUGCGUUGUCUACUCUCCGAGGUGAGUCUCCGAUGAGUGGUGGAGGCGAUGGAGGUGUGGACAACUUCACCGGUGCUUGA